AUGCCUGUUGGGAGAACUACAUCCAUCUUAUCACAGGCAAGAUGGCGUCUGGCCUCUCAACGCAGACUGCCCCCGCAUCGACAGCUACAUCUAGCACCCCCAUUUCUCCUGGAUACCUAUAUCCCACGAUACCAUCUUCUCUCCUCUGUGGAUGCAGCUAAGAAGCGAUCUCAGGCAUACGGUCAUCUGCGGAACUGCAACCUUUGCCCGCGGCUAUGUGGAGUGAACCGGUACGAGAAGACUGGCCACUGUCUUAUUGGAGCCGAGACAGCAAAGGUCAAUGUCAUCGCGCCGCACUUUGGAGAGGAGCCCUGCAUCCAAGGGUGGAAUGGCAGUGGCUCGGUUUUCUUUUCCGGAUGUAACCUGAGAUGUGUCUUUUGCCAGAAUCAUGACAUUGCGCAUCAGCGGAAGGGAUUCGACCUUACCCCUGAGGAGCUUGCUGAGUGGUAUAUGAAGCUACAAGAAGUCGGAAAGGUUCAUAACAUCAACCUCGUUACUCCGGAACAUGUCGUUCCCCAGGUUGUCUUGUCGAUUCUGCAUGCACGAGAAAUCGGGCUGAAGAUACCGAUUGUCUACAACACCUCUUCAUUUGAUUCUCUAGACUCGCUGAGGCUACUAGACGGGCUGGUAGAUAUAUAUCUCCCUGACUUCAAAGUAUGGAAGGACAGUACUUCUAAACGACUGCUCAAGGCGGAUAACUAUACCGCCACGGCUAUGGAAAGCAUAAAAGCGAUGCAUGCCCAGGUUGGAGAUCUAUCUUUUACAGCAGACGGUGUCGCGAAGCAGGGGGUACUCCUUCGUCAUCUUGUUAUGCCCGGCAUGGAAGAUGAGGGGAAAGAAAUCGUCAAGUGGCUUGCGAAUAACGUAUCGAAGGAUAUGUAUAUACAUAUCAUGGAACAGUACCAUCCGGAUGCACAUGUUGGAAAGAAGAGGAGGGGAAAGGGCAACGGUGUGGGGGAAGAGCAGGCAGUGCGGUAUAGUGAUAUCAACAGACCUGUCACUGAAAGAGAACUUGGAGCUGUACAACUCGCAGCCAAGGAUGCAGGCUUGUGGAGGUUCUGCGAACCCGCAGAACACGGCGGAUUCCAUCUCUAA
This is a messenger RNA of Microsporum canis CBS 113480, 1095 nucleotides long. Its product is annotated as pyruvate formate lyase activating enzyme. Lineage: Eukaryota; Fungi; Ascomycota; Eurotiomycetes; Onygenales; Arthrodermataceae. Bases 1 to 1095 code for a protein of 364 amino acids. The transcript is spliced from 2 exons. The record is from RefSeq and is a predicted model, not a curated record. Gene Ontology annotation, molecular function: iron-sulfur cluster binding; catalytic activity.